AUGACUGGCAGGCAGAUGGGAGUGAGAGUGUCUAACAACAUCUCCGCGGCCCAAAUCCGCGAUGACUACGACCGCCGAGUAACCGAAGCAGCGCGUCAGGCCAAUGAAGAAACGACUACAGCGACUGCAGAGAAUCAAGAUCCUGAAUUUGAACCCGAGCCAGAGCCGGAAUCUCCAGAGGAUAAAGCAAAGAAACGCAAACGUCAACAAGCAAUCGAGAGGAUCAAGAAAACCAAGGAAUUUUCUCGUCGCAAGGCUCGAAGAACCGGAGAGCCUGAUGAUGAUGAUGACGAUUGGCUAGCUAACCAGAUUGCCGAUGAGAAGGCGCGUCCAGCCCCUGGCCAGUUGGAGAAUUGCGAGAUAUGCGGCAAACGCUUCACGGUUACGCCAUAUAGCAAGGCGGGUCCCGAAGGGGGUCUUCUCUGUGCAGAUUGCUCGAAGAAUCAGGCCAAAGGCGAUGGCAAGAAGGCACCUCCGAAGAAACGAGCUGCUGGGCCCGGCCGGCGCCAAAACCAGAGCAAACUUCUUGAUGGAUUGACUGCCCAUGGCGCCCAAAGUCUCCUCGAGAUGUGUAUCAAGAAAGUUGCCGAGAACAUCGAGGACGUGGAAGAGUUUGGUGACUUGCCUCCUCCUGUGAUGCACCGUCUAAGCCAAAUCUUAUCUCGGAGGCGAGCGGUCACUUCGAGGAUUUUGAAUCUGUUUCUUCGUCGAAAUCACAGGGAACUCAACAUCUAUGACUGUGCCCAUCUUCACACGGACGAUUAUCAUAGGAUCCUUGCACUGAUGCCUGACUUGACCAAACUCAAUCUCCGAUUCGUCACACCAAUGAAGGAUCACAUAUUCGAAUACAUGAUAGAGAACAACAAGAGCAUUCGAGAUCUACACCUCGAUUCUCCGAAUCUAGUGACCGAUGAUUGUUGGCGCGAGGUGUUUGUCAAAAUGGGACCACGCCUCCAGAGCCUAAAGCUCUGGAAUCUCGAUGCAGCCUUUGAUGACAAAACUGCCGAGGUCAUGUGUGAGAAUUGUACUGGACUCGAGCGUUUAAAACUGAAAUACAUUGCGAAAAUCGGUGAUGGGGCUUUGAAGGGAAUCGCAUCUCUCAAAACACUGAAGCACCUCUCGCUAUGUUUCAUGCAAGAAACUGAGCCUGAACCCCUUCUUCACGUCAUUUCCUCGAUCGGCCCCAAUCUUCGCUCUCUGUCACUGGAAGAUUUCAAGAAUGCCGACGAUCCUCUGAUCCAGUCCAUUCAUGAUAACUGUCACAGUCUAACAAAAUUACGAUUCGCUAAGAAUGACCUCUGCACCGAUAAGGCUUUGGCCUCCCUUUUCCAGAACUGGUCCAACCCACCCUUAACAUAUGUGGAUCUCCACAGAGUCCGAGACGUUGACAUGUCAAAUCCCGCUGGCCCUCCCGAGCCAGUCGGGCUGGCGUCAGAUGGAUUCAUCGCCCUGAUGGAGCACUCUGGAUCCAGAAUCCAGUCAUUAAAUGUCUCGUCAUGUCGCCACAUAUCGCGUGAAGCCUACGAGACAGUCUUCGCCGAGAACAAGCAAUACCCACAUCUUAGACAUCUUGACAUUUCCUUCAAUGGCCCGGUGGAUGACUAUAUUGCCCAGUGCAUUCUACGCUGCUGUCCGGCUCUUACGAAAUUCGUUGUCUUCGCCUGCUUCAAGAUUCGAGAGUUGAAGGUGAAUAAGGGUGUUGCUGUGAUCGGAACUAUCGGCGCGAAGCUCACUGUCGAGGGCAUCGUACAAGCGGAGACUAUGUGA
This is a messenger RNA of Penicillium cosmopolitanum, 1767 nucleotides long. RefSeq lists its product as uncharacterized. Lineage: Eukaryota; Fungi; Ascomycota; Eurotiomycetes; Eurotiales; Aspergillaceae. The record is from RefSeq and is a predicted model, not a curated record. Gene Ontology annotation, cellular component: SCF ubiquitin ligase complex. The transcript is spliced from 2 exons. The coding region runs from base 1 to 1767 and encodes 588 amino acids. Gene Ontology annotation, biological process: SCF-dependent proteasomal ubiquitin-dependent protein catabolic process.